Molecule: messenger RNA, 1534 nt
Organism: Saccostrea cuccullata (small rock oyster)
Lineage: Eukaryota; Metazoa; Mollusca; Bivalvia; Ostreida; Ostreidae
Exons: 9
Coding region: 98-1534 (478 amino acids)
Source: RefSeq, a predicted model, not a curated record
CUGUACUAAAACCGCACAGCAUGCACGACCUUUCUAACGCUGAUCAUGGAGAAUAUCCCGUAGUCAUGGAACAAGACCAAGGAUAACUUUAAUCAAAAUGAAAAACGUUGUGAAUUCAUGUCCCCAGAACGCCACAGAGGUCUUGGAAUCCUCCACCAGACUGGGCUGUGGUCAGGACAAGUAUGGGAACGAUCAGUACAUCUGUGUUUCUAAUAGAAACAAAACAGGGCUAGUAGAACUAUGUUAUAACGGUGUCAUGGAAUUGAUACAAAGAGGUAACUGUUUGGAAACCGACGGAGAACAACUUUAUUACGUCGAUUGUCUUGGAUUUUCAUCAGGUUGUCCUGGCAACGAUUAUCCAAGCAAUACAAUAUACCAGUAUCCUGCUUGUCAAAGCAUCAAUACUGAACAACAAUGCUAUCUUGCUGAAGUCUCGUGUCCGAACAGCACAGGGAAUGGAGUUAAAACCAGAGAGACUACAGAAACAUCUUCGUUAGACUUAACAACAAUCCGUAGUAGCUACAACUCAACAAUCAAUAUUUUUGAGAGCACGGUCUCGCAGGAGAAACACGACUCUACUGGGAUUAUUGUUGGAAGCCUGGUUGCUGUUGUGUUUAUAACUAUUUUGGUACUGGCUGCUGUUCUUUGGAAAUGGAAAAGAAAUAAAGACAAGAGACGCACACCUAGUUUAGUAGCUAGUGCGUCAAAAGAUGCUGGAGUACCAGAAGAUGAGCAACCUUUGCUGACACAUACAAAUCCUUCUGAUGAUACGAAGAAUUUGCAAGAAACACUAUCCGUAGAGCUGGAACAGCAGGAAAACGUCAAUGAUGUCACCGAUGUCCAUUUCCUUAGUGACUCUGAGAGUUUCAAAGAUGCUUUAGCUAAUAUUAAGUCAAAGGAGAGAGACAAAGAUAUUGCUGAGAUCCGUGUCAAAACAGAACCGAAGAAGAAGAUUCUUUUUAUCCAAGAGACAGAGAUACAUACUGAGAUGGGCAAGAGAAAGCAUGGUGUCCAAAAGUCUGAUGUAAAUAGUGAACUAGAGAGAAGUGAGCAUGAAAUCACUGAAACUCGUGUUAAUAGUGAACAAAAAGAAAGAGAGUAUAUUGUCGCAGAGACUGGUGUCGAUAAUAAACAAGACGAGACAGAGAAUGGUGUCACAGAAGAUGGUUUAAGUACUGAAGAAGAAGAGGAGGGGUUCCCCAGUGAUACAGAGGAGAAUGUCAGUUGUGAUUCUGUUUAUAGCGAUAAGUUCUCCACACUGACUGAUGACAAGGUGUCCGUGUUAUUCUGUUUUCUGUGUUCUGACUCCGGUCCUCCUGACUUCACUGACAAAGAGUGGCUGGACUUGCUUAAUGUGAUACGACAGAAAGUGUACGCUAAAGAGAAUCCUGUAACACGUGAGGAAGCACAGCACACUCUGGACAGACUGAAGUCACGUGAUUACCUUUGGGAAGAUCAGGAAAAGAUAACGGAGGACACAAAGGAUGAGACAAUAGAGAUACAACAGAGAACCUGGAGAGAAGUGUGUCAGUAG